AAUAACCGAUUCCUUGGAGGCAUUUUUGUGUUACGCAGAAGCCUUUUAUAAUCAAAAUGAGGCACAUAAAGCCGGGUAUCAAUAUGCAGCAUUUUUGAACCCGGAAGUUUAUUUUGAAAGUGUAUAUGAAAGUUUAAAGGCUCAACCGCCUAAAUUAAUUGGAAUGUUCAAAUACGUUCACGCAACAACAAACAAGAUAUAUUAUGAUCGGAAACGAGAACGAUGUAUCCAGCUUCUUGGUGAACAUCAUGUGACUUUUUUCAAGAAGCUGGAAGAUGAUCCAUUUGGGGGUACAGAAAUUCAAGUGGAAUACGAUCGGUCUGUUUCAUCUGUUACUAAAGAUAUUAAAUUCUGUAAUAAGAAGAUCUAUGAAACAAUCUUAUUAUUCGAAGCAGCCAAAGAAUAUACCGGGGAUGAAGAUCUUGACAUAGAUGAUAGUUUAAAAGCUAGAGUCUAUGCUCAAGAUCAACUAAAUUCGUGGAGG
This is a messenger RNA of Dentiscutata erythropus, 484 nucleotides long. The record is from the annotation of a GenBank genome assembly. Lineage: Eukaryota; Fungi; Glomeromycota; Glomeromycetes; Diversisporales; Gigasporaceae.